This is a messenger RNA of Etheostoma spectabile (orangethroat darter), 909 nucleotides long. RefSeq names its product mitochondrial contact site and cristae organizing system subunit 13 (gene micos13). The record is from RefSeq and is a predicted model, not a curated record. The coding region runs from base 159 to 500 and encodes 113 amino acids. The transcript is spliced from 4 exons. Lineage: Eukaryota; Metazoa; Chordata; Actinopteri; Perciformes; Percidae. Gene Ontology annotation, cellular component: mitochondrial crista junction; MICOS complex. Gene Ontology annotation, biological process: cristae formation.
UUUCCUUUUGAAAAGGCAACUUUAUUGACACAGCCCGUGUGCGCAGGAAUCAAACAGGGUUGUCCUUCAGUAGAGCUGUGCAGGCAGCCUUCACUCAAGCGUAUUCUUGGCGUACUUGGAAUAACAGUACGUUAAAGGAAACCUUACUGCAGUCAACAAUGGCGGCAAGGAUUUUGCCCGUUGUGAAACUGGCCACCAAGUUGACCAUUGCAGGAGGAGCUCUCUACGUCGCCUGUGACUCCGGUCUGUUGGGCAGCAGUGAGCAGGGCUCUGAGGCCCUGGAGAAGGCCAAGGCUGCACUCCCCCCCGCCAUAGACGAAUGGAUGAAGUACUUUGGCCUGGAGGCUCAGCUUCCAACCAUGCCUAAAGUUGAAUUCUCCCCUGUUCAGGCGUGGAACUCUGGGGUGCGGCGGACAAUUUCAACUCUUUCAGAGGCUCCAACAAAGGCAACUGGAUACACAAAUCAGUGUUUGCAGUACUUGAAAGACCUCACCAAGUGAAUAGGAACUCUCUGGACAACCUGACAUUUAUCAAUUUUUUCUUUUUGUUGAGUUUUUGCACUUGAGAAAUGACAUUACUUCUUAAAAAGUUGUAGCCCCUCCCAAGAAAGAAGAAACACCCAAUAUUAAAGACAGCAGCUAGACAAAAGUGCAGCUGCAAGGAGUGCAGUCUCCUAAAUGGGAAAUGUGGUUCUCUAUAUGAUAGUGGCAUUGGUUGGAAGUUGUACAAAAUGCAAGGAAGCAAAAUGUAUUCUCAUUUUGUGUAUACCACCUGAUUUAAUUUUAUUCAGUGCUGUCUAAUACCACUACUCUUUGUCCUCAAACCCAAACAAUGUUAUGAAGAGAAUGUGUGUUGUAUAUAUGCAGUUUCACCAUUUGUGACUAAAUAAUACAUCCAUCUUAAAACACG